Molecule: messenger RNA, 946 nt
Organism: Penaeus chinensis
Lineage: Eukaryota; Metazoa; Arthropoda; Malacostraca; Decapoda; Penaeidae
Exons: 2
Coding region: 152-934 (260 amino acids)
Source: RefSeq, a predicted model, not a curated record
GCAAUGGGUAGCUCGGAAGGAGGACCUUCUGGGGCAUCUGACCACUCAGACCGCUCAGCACACGCACCCACCCGUCGUCUUCGACGGGGCAGGAUCUUGGACUUGCUAUGCUCUGGAGGAGGGCAGUGGAAGCCAGAGGCCCUCGCCAGGAAUGGCCUCGCCCGAGGCAGCGCGGCGCGAGGAAGCGGCGAGGCCCGAGGGCGGCGAGAUCGAGCGCCCGGCAGCCGAUGUCGACGCGUGGCUGAAGGACAUCCUCGGGAGGAUCUCGAAGGAUGCGCGAGACGUCCUGGAGCUAGCAAGGACUCAGCGCCUGGGAGGGAUAAUGGUGCGGCAGGUGAUGGAGAGGGCCUCGGUGGACUUGGGUGGUGAGGGCGGUGACGAGGAGGACGGCGAAGAGGACGAAGAAACGAAGCUGAUGACGAUGAUCCUGGGCGAAGAGGUAAUCGAGAGGAUUGUAAAGACACUCCUCGAGGCGGCGACGGACGAGAGGAGGCUGGCGACGGCGGCGGAGGACCUGGUGAGCGCGAUAAAAGGACGCCUCGCGGAACCGGGAGCGGGCGAAGGAAGAACGGGGACCCUCGCAGAACACGCGACGAGGGAGAUAACGCGUCAGUUGGAGAACGCGGCGAAGAACAUGGACGAGGUAAGGAGACUGUGCAUGAGCGUGGACUGCAUGACGAAGCGAGCCAUGGCGAUGGUCAUGAGGAAGAUCCUGGCGGUCAUGAGGACCCGCAUGACUCUUGACCUCGAGAAGAGCGUGGAGAUGAGGGUGACGGUGAUGCUGUGCGACUUCGUGACGGACGAGCGACGGAGGGUACGGCUGGUCGACGGCCUCGUGGCCACGAUGAGGAAGGAGGAGGGGAGGAGGAGGAAGAGGGAGGAGGGAAGAGAGAAGGAGGGGGAGAAGCAAGAAAAAAGGAAUGGGGGAAAGUGAAGAAGAAGAAAA